This is a messenger RNA of Ostertagia ostertagi, 204 nucleotides long. The record is from the annotation of a GenBank genome assembly. Lineage: Eukaryota; Metazoa; Nematoda; Chromadorea; Rhabditida; Trichostrongylidae.
AUGCGUUUCCAAGGAAUACUCAUUAUUUUCUUGGGAUUGUUCGCUGGAGCGUUUGGAUUGUUUCAAUCGUCCAUAAGGGGAAUCGCUACUGUAGACGCCAGCACAGGUCAAAUCAUUUGGGUUCCGGUGCCAGACGACGACUAUUGGAGUUCAAGGGUUAUGAAAAGGAUAUGCGUGUUUUGCCGAGGCCAUGACAGGAUCUAG